Messenger RNA from Antechinus flavipes (yellow-footed antechinus), 1965 nucleotides. It is a transcript of the gene BAMBI, whose product is annotated as BMP and activin membrane bound inhibitor. Lineage: Eukaryota; Metazoa; Chordata; Mammalia; Dasyuromorphia; Dasyuridae. Gene Ontology annotation, biological process: negative regulation of transforming growth factor beta receptor signaling pathway; positive regulation of canonical Wnt signaling pathway; transforming growth factor beta receptor signaling pathway. The coding region runs from base 24 to 809 and encodes 261 amino acids. Gene Ontology annotation, molecular function: frizzled binding. The transcript has 3 exons. The record is from RefSeq and is a predicted model, not a curated record.
CGACGCCAGGGUGGGGGGGUUAAAUGGAUCGCCAUUCCAGUUACAUCUUCAUCUGGCUGCAAAUCGAGCUGUGCGCCAUGGCCAUCCUGCUCACCAAAGGUGAAAUCCGAUGCUACUGUGAUGCAGCCCACUGUGUUGCAACUGGCUAUAUGUGUAAAUCGGAGCUGAAUGCCUGUUUCUCGAGACUUCUUGACCCCCAGAACACGAAUUCCCCACUUACUCAUGGCUGCCUGGACUCUCUUGCAAGCACAGCAGACAUCUGCCAAGCCAAACAGGCACAAAACCACUCCGGCACCGCUGUGCCCACAUUGGAAUGUUGUCAUGAAGAUAUGUGCAAUUAUAGAGGACUGCAUGAUGUUCUCCCGGCUCCCAAGGGGGAGGCUUCAGCAGGGCAAGGAAGCCGCUAUCAGCACGACAGCAGCCGAAAUCUCAUCACCAAAGUCCAGGAGCUGACCUCUUCCAAGGAACUAUGGUUCCGAGCAGCCGUCAUCGCGGUCCCCAUCGCCGGAGGGCUGAUCUUGGUGCUGCUUAUCAUGCUGGCUCUGAGGAUGCUCCGCAGUGAGAACAAGAGACUGCAGGACCAGCGGCAGCAGAUGAUCUCUCGUUUGCACUAUAGUUUUCAUGGACACCAUUCCAAAAAGGGCCAGGUGGCCAAGUUGGACUUAGAGUGCAUGGUCCCGGUCAGCGGGCAUGAGAACUGUUGUAUGACCUGUGACAAAAUGAGACAGACUGACCUCAGCAACGAGAAAAUUCUCUCGCUGGUUCAUUGGGGAAUGUACAGUGGGCAUGGGAAGCUGGAAUUUGUAUGACCAAGUUUUAUCCAAGUUAAACUAGAUGGAGAAAAAAAACAACAACAGAAAAAAAAAUAACUCUUGAAGGCCUUUGGGUUCUGCUGGACAGGAGCACUUUAUCUGAAGAAAAACAAAACAAAUUUCACUAAGCGUCUUUGAGAGACAGAAUAGCCUCUACAAACAGAGUCUUGGAGAUUUCUUCUGAAGGAUUAUUUGCACAGAUUUAAAAUACACUCAAAUGUAUUAUUUGCUUUAAAGCUGUAAAAGCAAAAAGUAGAAGUUGUACACUGUCACCAGGAUUAUUUGAAUUGUAGGGAGCUGGAAAUGAGUACCAAAAUAAACUGAAAUAUACAGUAUACAAGCUCCUAUAUGUUUCUUGAUUUAUUGUAAAGAUUUAAAUAUAUAUAUAUAUAUAUAUUUUGUCUGAAAUUUAGUGGUGUCUUUCUUAAAUUAAAAAAAAUAGUUAGAAGAUGAUCUAACUGCAGGAUUAGCUUGUAUAUUUGAGGCUCUGUUGCAAGGAAUCAAUGCUCAAUAAAUGUUUUGAUCUGAUCUAUUACAGUGUUAAAAGUACCAAGAUUGUACUGUUUUCAUAUGUGUUGUUUUGGGUAAUUUGGAUAGUGCCUAAAUGUGCAAUAUCCAUUCUUCUUUCCCUUACCCAGAAUUGUCUGUGGGAGGAGAACUCUCUUUUUUCAGCCUUCUCUUUAAUGCUAAUUUUAAUUAUCCCAGGCCAGGUAUGUCAGUUGAAUCUCUAUGAAAUGCUUCUAGUAUUGGUUUUAAUUUCCUUUACCUUUUUGCUUAUAAGUUAUUUUUUCCUUCUAGCGUCUAAUUUUUUUUAUUUAAGUUGAUCACUUUUCAGUUGUAUUGUUGAGUGAUUGGUUCUUUAUUCCAUUUUGUUUCAAGCUUAAAUGGACUAAACUUUCCAUUGUACCAUAGCUCUUAUUUUCUAAAACGUGUUUGUUCUUUAUACCCUCAUCUCUCUUAUUCCCCUAGGUUUCUAGAGAGCCUAACAAAACUGAGCCUGGUGUGCCAGCUAAGACCUGAAAAUGGUAUGGUGGUAGGAAGUUAUCCCUUUACCUUAUUUUACACUUAGACCUCUGAUUAAUACCACCUAAUGUAGCAUUGAUGUUAGCCAAGUGACUAAUGUGAUUAAAUAAACAAGAUCUUAUUCACUAUA